Ictalurus furcatus (blue catfish) is the source of this 711-nucleotide messenger RNA. It is a transcript of the gene homer1, whose product is annotated as homer protein homolog 1. The record is from RefSeq and is a predicted model, not a curated record. Bases 418 to 711 code for a protein of 97 amino acids. Gene Ontology annotation, biological process: regulation of store-operated calcium entry; G protein-coupled glutamate receptor signaling pathway. Lineage: Eukaryota; Metazoa; Chordata; Actinopteri; Siluriformes; Ictaluridae. Gene Ontology annotation, molecular function: G protein-coupled glutamate receptor binding. The transcript is spliced from 2 exons. Gene Ontology annotation, cellular component: postsynaptic density; dendrite; cytoplasm.
ACAAAAUAGAGCCUGGUGAGGAAAGAACUGUUUAUAGUUGUCAUAUCGUAAGUGAUAACAGGAACUAACUUGCUUUGUGGAUGCUCCACAACAUAUAAAUGUAACUAUAAACGGAUAAAAUGUACAGCGUGUCGUUUUAUCCAUUUAUAGUUGCAUAAUAAAUAUGAAUAUUGUUAGGGUAUGCGUAGCAUUUGAAUGGAAUUUGAUUUGAUGUGAUUUCAGCUGCACUGCAGAACAACAGUAAUAUCUUCUGUCCAAUCAGAAUCGAGUGUUCAACACCACCGUGGUAAAUUUGAAUAUAAAAUAACUGAGUAGAAUAUAUUUAAGAAUUAGGAUCACACAGAAAGGUGUAGGUGUGCUGUACGUAAACUUGUAAAGUGUGCAAGUAUGUGUAAAUUUGAUAUAUGCUAGCAUCUUAUGCUCUCAUGGUUUCAGGAGCUGGAACGACUAAAAGCAGAAGUUGAGAAAGCCAGCGAAUUGCAGUCGGAGAAAGACACAGUCACCCAGAAGCUACAGGAAACGGAGACACGGACGGCAGAACUGGAAGCUCAGCUAGCCGAGCUGGAGCAGCGUGUGGAAAGCAGUCACACCGAACAGGAGACUUUUCGCAAAAACCUACGCUCGCUUCUCGAGCUGCUCGACGGUAAGAUCUUUGAGCUGACCGAGCUGAGAGACAGCCUGGCCAAACUGAUCGACGGAGGAAGCAGCUAG